Molecule: messenger RNA, 987 nt
Organism: Elephantulus edwardii (Cape elephant shrew)
Lineage: Eukaryota; Metazoa; Chordata; Mammalia; Macroscelidea; Macroscelididae
Product: olfactory receptor 6K3-like
Exons: 2
Coding region: 1-987 (328 amino acids)
Biological process (GO): G protein-coupled receptor signaling pathway
Cellular component (GO): membrane
Molecular function (GO): G protein-coupled receptor activity; olfactory receptor activity
Source: RefSeq, a predicted model, not a curated record
AUGGAGAAUGGAAACGUAUCAACUGUGACUCAAUUUAUCUUCACUGGGUUUCCCCAGCUCCAUGAUGGUGGCCUCCUGUAUUUCUUUCCCUUACUUUUUAUCUAUUCCUUUAUUGUUAUUGGAAAUCUAAUUAUUUUUUUUGCUAUAAGGAUGGAUCUACGUCUCCACAAUCCCAUGUAUAAUUUCAUCAGUCUUUUCUCAUUUCUUGAGAUGUGGUAUAGCACAACCACUAUCCCUAAGAUGCUCUCCAAUCUAAUCAACAGGGAAAAGACCAUCUCCUACAUUGGUUGCCUCUUGCAGAUGUACUUCUUCCAUUCACUUGGAAGCUCUGAAGGGGUCUUGCUGAUGGUCAUGGCCAUUGACAGAUAUAUCGCUAUCUGCAGCCCACUUCACUAUCCAAUAAUAAUGACCCCUCAGCUAUGUGUUCAGCUCUCUGCAGGCUCUUGCGUCUUUGGAUUCCUCAUUCUUCUACCUGAGAUUGUGUGGAUUUCAACUUUACCCUUCUGUGGUUCCAACCAAAUCCAUCAUAUCUUUUGUGACUUCACCCCCUUACUGAAUAUAGCCUGUAUGGAUGGCUCUGUGAGUUUUGUGCAAGAUGUAAUCCAUGCAAUUUCCCUUUUAACGACAACUCUGAUUAUUUCUCUUUCUUACAUUAGAAUUAUCAUAGUGAUUUUGAACAUCCCUUCGGUUGAAGGCCGCAAAAAGGCCUUUUCUACCUGUGCUGCCCACAUUGCUGUCUUCGUGCUGUUCUUUGGCAGUGUGGACCUCAUGUACCUUAGAUUUUCUGUUACAUAUACACCCUUCUGGGAAACUACCAUUGCUUUUACAUUUGCUGUACUUGCUCCCUUUUUCAAUCCCAUUGUAUAUAGCCUUAGAAAUAAGGAAAUGAAAGAGGCAAUUAAGAAGCUUCUUUGUUCUCUAAAAGUCACAUCUGAAAACCAUAUCUCCAACCUAAAACUUGGAAACUCUAUCAACCUCAUAUUAUAA